AUUAGAGCAGUGACAGGGCGAAGAUCGCGGGCUGGCUGUUUAGGUCCAAACUCCAGCCCGCCGACUGGCACCGAGGCAUUGAGAGAAACAUGGCUCGGCCAUACGUUUGCCUGCUGGCCCUGGCGGCUGUGCUGCUGCUAGGUAUCGCCACCGUCUCCAGAUCGAAGGGCCUGCGGGGCAAGGAGCAUCGGAGGGCGCCGCGAAUCCCUUCUCAGUUCAGCCAAGAGGAGCGCGUCGCAAUGAAGGAGACUCUGAAAGGUGCCAUCCAGAUUCCAACAGUGUCUUUCAGCCCCGAGGAGCUCAACACGACAGCCCUGGCUGAGUUUGGAGAAUACAUUCAUAAAGUCUUUCCUACUGUGUUCAAAACCAGCUUUAUCCGGCAUGAAGCUGUGGGAGAGUACAGCCACCUGUUCACUGUCCAAGGCUCGGACCCCAGCCUGCAGCCCUACAUGCUCCUCGCUCACAUUGAUGUGGUGCCUGCCCCUGACGAAGGCUGGGACGUGCCCCCGUUCUCUGGGUUGGAGAGUGAUGGCUUCAUCUAUGGUCGAGGCACACUGGACAACAAGAACUCUCUUAUGGCAAUCCUGCAGGCCUUGGAACUUCUGCUGAUCAGAAACUACAUCCCCCGAAGAUCUUUCUUCAUUGCUCUGGGCCAUGAUGAGGAGGUAUCAGGGGUAAAUGGGGCUCAGAAGAUCUCAGCCCUGCUACAGGCAAGGGGCAUCCAGCUAGCAUUCAUUGUGGAUGAGGGGAGCUUCAUCUUGGAUGGUUUCAUUCCCAACCUCCAGAAGCCCUUUGCCAUGGUUUCAGUCUCCGAGAAGGGUGCAAUUAACCUUAUGCUGCAAGUAAACAUGACUCCAGGCCAUUCUUCAGCUCCUCCAAAGGAAACAAGCAUUGGCAUCCUCGCAGCUGCUGUCAGCCGACUGGAGCAGACACCAAUGCCAAACAUGUUUGGAGGCGGGCCAUUGAAGAUGGCACUGCAGCAGCUGGCAAAUGAGUUUCCCUUCCCUGCCAACAUAGUCUUGAGCAACCUGUGGCUAUUUCAGCCCCUUGUAAGCAGGUUGAUGGAGAGGAAUUACAUAACCAAUGCGCUAGUCAGGACCACCACGGCACUCACCAUGUUCAACGCAGGGGUCAAGGUGAAUGUCAUCCCCCCUGUGGCCCAGGCCACCAUCAACUUCCGAAUUCAUCCUGCACAGACAGUCCAGGAGGUCCUAAAACUAGCCAAGGACAUUGUGGCUGACGACCGGAUCCAGUUCCACGUGUUGAAUGCCUUUGACCCCCUGCCUGUCAGCCCCUCUGAUGAUCAGGCCUUGGGCUACCAGCUGCUCCGCCAGACCAUACAGUCUGUCUUCCCGGAAGUCAACAUUGUUGCCCCAGGUACUUGUAUUGGCAACACAGACAGCAGACACUAUACGAACCUUACCACUGGCAUCUACCGGUUCAACCCCAUCUACCUGCAGCCUCAGAGCUUCAGCAGCAUCCACGGAAUCAAUGAGAAAAUCUCAGUCCAAGCCUACGAGACCCAGGUGAAAUUCAUCUUCGAGUUCAUCCAGAACGCUGACGCAGACCCAAGGCCAGUUCCUCACCUGCACGAACUGUGAGGCCGGGGAGCCAGCUGGAUUAGGGAUGGCUGAUGCUGGGCCAGGACUAACCCAAGGGGGAAGCCAGUGUUGAUGAAACUUUGGGUCAAAGUCACAUUAUAAUGACCUCACCCACCUGCCUUGCUCACUCCUAAACUCACUCAACACUCAAGAACAAGGCCAGGGAGAAGGGGAAGGCCAGCAGGAACCCGGCUUCUCCCUUCCUCCCGGCAACUCCAUCCCUCAGCUGACCGGCAUUUACUGCCUUCUUGUCCCUAUCUUAGAAGGUAUCUGGCUUGUCUGUCUCACGCUGGUGAUUUAACUGCUCCUUGUUAAGUCCUGACUGAACAAAUGCAGAUUUGAAAAAUAUCAACCAGAUUUGACCUUCUACAAGUGUUAAUUUAGGGCAGCUUGUUGGGCUGCCUUUUCCAUGGCUUAUAUAUAUUUCUUCUUGCUGUAAUUUCCUUUCCUCCCCCACCCCCCACCCCGUCUUCUUGGAUUGUUUAGCUGGCUCUUCAUCUCUCCUCUCCUGCCCCUGCAUCCCUCCCCUUAUUCUCCCAUUUAUUCUACACCUGGAGCAAGACUUAGUCAAACUAUGAUACUCCCAUAAUUGCCACAACAAUUGGUCAAAUAAAAUGGUCUAUGCCGCAUCAGCUGGGGGGGUAAAACGGAGGCAGGGGGCUUUGGAGGAACCCCAGACCUCCUGGUUCUGGAGGCUGGAGCCUGGAGAAGAAAGCCUCUGUCCUUGGGCUCCUCCCAAGGGCUCCCUGGGCUUUGCUCCCUGCCCUGCCCUGUUCCUGCCACCUGCUGCUGCUGUCCCACCCCAGGAGGCACUAAUCUGUGGAAACAUUUCCCAUGCACAUCCCACGGGCUGAGCUCCCAAGAGAAGGGCAGCCUCUCUCUGAAGCCCAGGACCAGCAGGACGCUGGCAUCAUGUCCUAAUUCAGACUUAUCAAAGGGAAGUGGAGGGCAUGGGGUGGGGGGACUGCCUGGAGGGGCUCUGCUCUGGCUGGUGGGGAAGGGGGAGGGGCGAGCUGCCCUCCCUUAGGGGACUGCAGAGCUCCUGUCUUUUUUCUCUGGGAUCUAAGCCUGAGCAUAUUGGAAUCUGCUCAGUAGCUGUCAGGUGGGGGGCAUUGAAAGGCAGCAUUUCUUGGCUCAAGGCUGGGAGCUGUGCUUUGUGGAUCACAAGGGAGUCAAGGUCAUGGAGGGAGACACAGAGGGAGCUGAGACCUGAGAGACUCCCUCUUAUUUUCCUCUCCAGACAAGGACCUUCCAUGCCUUCCUGGGGUUUCAUGACAGUGGGCUCCUUUUCCCUCCUCACAAUCCCCGGCGCCUCCUGCCCACCUGUGGAUGUGAGCUGUUCUUAGGAGCUGGGGCCUAAUGGAAAGUGUUAGAAACACAGUGCAGGAAUUAUUUGAGGUUUUCUGCUACUCCCCCUAAGAUUCACAUUCCUUCCCUCGCCCUCCCUUUUUUGGCCAAUUCAGUACUUAUUCAGCCUUUGUGAGAGGGUGAGCUGAAGAACAAAAAGGAUUCUUCACAUUUGUGCAGAGCUGUACAAAGUGCUUUCACAACACCUUAUCUCGUCGGAGCUGCAUCAUAAGAACCCCCGUGAAGAAGGCGUCGUUUUUCUUACAGAGGGGGAGCUGGUUCUCAGAGAAGUUACGCAACUAGCUGGAGGCAGAUUCAAACCCAUGUCACCUGGCCCCAAGCUCAUUGUUAUUCCAUGAUCCUAUGUGACGGAUGAAAUCUACUCCCCAUUGAUUAUCUUAUUUAAUACUGACAAUCACUCCAAAGGUGUUAUUGCCACUGUUUUUAACAGAUGAGGCAACUGAGGCUCAGAGGUUAAGUAAUUUGUCGUGCAGGUGUUAGGGGCAGAGUCUGUCUGCAUCCAAAGCCUGUGCUAAUAGUACUGAAGAGGAAACUGAGGCUCGGCGAAGACAUUUGCCCAGAUUACACAGUUCUUAAUGGGCAGCCUUAGAAUUCAAAUGCAGCUCAAAAAUCCCCAAGUCCAGUGCUUUUUCAGUCACACCACACUGCCUGCCCCAAGAACCUGUGGUGUCUGGCUCAUUCAUUCUGACCCAGGGAGAUCUCAAGGACAAAGGCUGUUCUACUGUUGGAUUUGGUUCUUAGCUCAAGCUCUCUGUUCCCCUGGCUGACCUCUCCCUAUUCACACCUCUCCGUCCGUCUGGCAGCAUUCCUUACACACCCACCCUCUGCUUCUGGGUUCAGCUCUUCCCCCUUCUUGAGUAUGGGGACAGCCAGGUCUCUAAUGAUCUGUGGGAUAACUGGGAGAAGAGUGAGCAGGGAACCCUGUCCCUGUCUGGUCUCACCACUCUCUUCGAGCAUCAGAAACAAUAGUCUUCUGAGCCCCAGGAGUGGAAAGGAAGGCCUUGAGAGGGAACUGCUCCAAAUCCUGGCUCUGAGAACACAGAAAUUCCAGCCCUGUGUCCCCUGAAGUUUUCUGGAAAGAGCAGCUGAAAGUGCUGGCCAGAACAACGUGAGCCCUAAGAUUCUGGGCAGGAUGGGACAAUGAAUCUGGGACUUUCCUCCACCCCUACCUUCAACCAUCUGCCACUCCCCAAAUCCACCUUGAAAGAGAUCCAGCAGAUAAUCACAAGUACACCGCACACCCCCAUCAAGGACUUAGCUCAAGCUUCUCACUCAUACCUCCCUAAGGUUGGAAGGAAGACAAAAUAUUCAUAAGCAAAGAGAGUGGGAAAGGAAAGGAGUAAAUUUUGGCUGAAGUCCCUUGAUUUUGAACCUGAGUUGCUGAAAACUUGACCAUUCUAGACCCAGUAUUCUUUUCUUCCAGAGGAAAUAUGAGAGACAAAGUUCCUACUGAAGAGUCGGACACUUCAUUAAUUUUUGCAAAUUUUAAACCUAAUUAAAUAUUUUAAUAACAAUGAAACUAUUUGCAAUUUCUGUGUCCAGUGUCCAUGAGGCUAUCAAUAAAAAGGAUAAGUAUCAUUUCAUAUAUGUGACAUCUAGACCUACAAAUGUAAGAAUGCUAUAAAUUAUUUAAUACUACAAAAUGUUCCUCAGCCACCAUGUGCAAUGUUGCAAUUAUUACACUAAUUCAUGAGUUCCUCCAAAACCAGAAAUUGGGACUCAAAGAGGAGCAAGAAAGUGGUCGCUCAGCACUCCUGGGAAAUAACAUGUCAUGCAGGAAUCUAUUACCAUCAUGCUAUCUGAGACAAAGGACUUGACAAGUCAAUUUUCUUUUCCCUUAGGUAAGCACUUUGACAGCUGAAUUCCUCCCUGCACUCCAAAGUUACGUCUGUCUCCAAAGUUCACAGUGACACAACCCACAAACCUUCAGGGCAUUUCAGAUGUAAUUUUUUUUUUUUUUUUUUUCUGAAGACAUAGGGCAAUUUAUGUAGAAAAGCGUUUCUCUGGGACCUGAACUAUGUUAGUCUUAGAAAUAUGUGUUUAGGGUGACAGGUGCUCUGUGCCAGCACUGAGUGCUGAAUCCCAAGUGACAGAAACACCCCUAGGUUUUUAAUAGAUUUAGUUCUUUUGUGGCUGUAAUCUAUGGUACCUUCUAAAGCACUAAGCCCGGGGCAAGGAGCUCUCUUGCCCAGGUCUAAGAGAUAAGGUCUUAUUUUAUAUACCCCAUGGUGCCCAGUCCGGGAAAUCAGGAAGGCCUCUGUGGUAAGGAGGUCAUGAAUAAGCAAAGACUUCAAGAUUGAAUAAGAGUUAACAAGGCAAA
Messenger RNA from Balaenoptera acutorostrata (minke whale), 5289 nucleotides. It is a transcript of the gene PM20D1, whose product is annotated as peptidase M20 domain containing 1. Bases 90 to 1601 code for a protein of 503 amino acids. The record is from RefSeq and is a predicted model, not a curated record. Gene Ontology annotation, biological process: amino acid metabolic process. Gene Ontology annotation, molecular function: hydrolase activity, acting on carbon-nitrogen (but not peptide) bonds, in linear amides. Lineage: Eukaryota; Metazoa; Chordata; Mammalia; Artiodactyla; Balaenopteridae. The transcript is spliced from 13 exons.